AUGACACGAUCUUAUAAUGCUUUAAGGUUGAUCCUUUGGGUUCUCUUUGCUUUCGUUAUAUUAUCUGCGCAGAGCGCAGCACAAGAUGUAGACCCGCAAGCAGUAAAAUCUCCAACAAAGACUGCGAUAGUUACAGUCACAGAAACCUUUCUGCCUCCUAAACCAACUCCAAAUAAAGAAUCUCCCACACCAAUUCCAAUAGAAAAUGACCCAUCAUCAACGACGACGCCGCCUCCUCAAGUUCCUGCUAAGGAUAGUGAUGAUUCACUUCCUGGUUCAACUCUCGUCAUAAACAAUGUUGGACCUAUUGUUGCUGCAGUAACCGUUGUGUUUUUGCUUAUAGCUAUUCUUAUUGCUGCAUUCUUUUUCACAAGAAGAAAAAAACAAGUUAUAAAUAAUAUAACUGUAAAUGAAGCUCCUAAUUCAAAUAACGUUUAA
This is a messenger RNA of Funneliformis geosporum, 438 nucleotides long. Lineage: Eukaryota; Fungi; Glomeromycota; Glomeromycetes; Glomerales; Glomeraceae. The record is from the annotation of a GenBank genome assembly.